UGCAAGCUGCAGUUGGAAGAGCGGCUGAAACCUCAUGCGUCUCUUGGCUCAUAAGUAUCAAUGGGAAUUUGCACCAUGGCUGUUCUCAUCAAGUGUCUCCUCUUGAUGGUUUUAUUUUUGAGCUGGCCUGGCCUGGGCAAAGCAGCUCAGCGCAGGGAGUACAAUAUAGCGGCUCAGUUCGUGAUCUGGAGCUACAAUUCCCAGCAUGAGGAGCUGCCUAGAUCACUAAAGUCAAAUCUUGGCUAUAAGAAAAUUGUCUACAGGGAGUAUGAAGAAGAUUUCAAAACAGAAAAACCAAGAAAUGAGCUAUUGGGGCUUCUGGGUCCACUAGUACAUGCCGAAAUAGGAGACACACUCAUCAUUAAUUUUAGGAAUUAUGCUGACAGACCACUGAGCAUUCACCCUCAAUGUGCCGUGUACAGCAAACCGCUAGAGAGUUCCUCAUGUAUUGCCAGGUCAUCAUGUAUAGAAGAACAAGACGAAGCUGUGCCUCCCGGCCAGAUGCGCACAUAUGUGUGGAAGGUGACUGCAGAAAUUGGACCCAAAAAAGCUGAUCCUCCCUGUCUCACAUAUGCCUACUACUCACAUGUAAACAUGGUGGCCGACUUUAAUUCUGGCCUUAUUGGUGCCUUGUUGAUAUGCAAAGAAGGUAGCUUGCAUGAAAACGGUACACAGAAGCUAUUUGACAGGGAAUACGUGUUGAUGUUUGCUGUGUUUGAUGAAAGCAAAAGCUGGGAAAACGGGGCCUCCCUUAUGUACACAAUUAAUGGCUAUGCUAAUGGAACUCUGCCAGAUGUACAAGCCUGUGCUUAUGAUCGUAUUAGCUGGCAUCUGAUAGGGAUGUGUUCCACCCCUGAGAUCUUCUCCAUCCAUUUCAAUGGUCAAACCUUGGAACAAAACAAGCACAGAGUGUCAACUGUUAGCCUUGUUGCAGGGGCAGCAGCAACAGCAAACAUGUCCGUGAGCGUGACGGGAAGGUGGCUAUUAUCAUCACUGCUUGCAAAGCAUCAGGAAGCUGGAAUGCAUGGUUACCUCAACAUAGAAGACUGUGGAAAACCAGACACAAUAACAAGGAUAUUAACCUAUAGAGAAUCGAGGAUGAUUAAGAACUGGAAUUACUUCAUUGCUGCUGAGGAAAUCGUCUGGGAUUAUGCUGAGGAUAUUUCUGACAAUGUGGAUAAACAAUAUAAAACUCAGUAUCUGGAAAAUUUUUCAAAUCACAUUGGCAAGAAGUAUAAAAAGGCAGUUUUCAGGCAAUAUAAGGAUGCCACCUUCACCAAACCUGUAGAUAAUAUUAGAAACAAAGAACUUGGAAUUCUGGGCCCUGUUAUCAGAGCUCAGGUCAGAGAUACAAUCAAUAUUGUAUUCAAAAAUAUGGCCAGUCGGCCCUACAGUAUUUAUGUGCAUGGAGUUACACUUUCAAAGGAGGCAGAAGGAGCUGUUUAUCCUUCAGAUUCCAAAGAGAACAUCACUUUGGGUAAAGCAGUGCCACCAGGUGAAGUCUACACCUAUAAAUGGACUGUACGUGACACAGAUGUGCCCACAGCUGAAGAUGCUCAGUGUGUCACCAGAUUAUACCACAGUGCUGUAGAUAUUACAAAGGAUAUUGCCUCAGGACUGAUUGGACCACUCCUAGUUUGUAAGCCCAAGGCACUUGACACCAGAGGAGUACAGAACAAGGCUGAUACAGAGCAGCAUGCAGUCUUCGCAGUGUUUGAUGAAAACAAGAGCUGGUACUUGGAAGACAAUAUCAAGGAGUACUGCAGCAGUCCUUCCACUGUUAAGCGAGACAACCCCAGAUUCCAAAAGUCCAAUGUCAUGUACACCCUCAAUGGCUAUGCAUGUGACAGAACAGAUAUCCUAGGAUUUUGUGAGGCAACGGUUGUUGAGUGGCAUCUGGCCAGCAUAGGCACACAAGAUAAGAUUGUGCCUGUGCAUCUUUCUGGUCACACUUUCUUGAGCAGAGGAAAACAUCAAGACAUUUUAGACCUUUUCCCCAUGGAUGGUAGAUCAGCUUCUGUGACCAUGGACAAUAUUGGAACAUGGCUUCUGUCAUCAUGGGGCUCCCGUGAGAUGAGCUAUGGCAUGAGACUGAGGUUUAGAAAUGCCAAAUGUAGUGAAUAUAAAAGUGAAGAAGAAGACUACGACUAUGAUAAUAUUUCUGCAAAUGUGGUCCAGUAUUCCCCUGAGACAGAAAAAGGAAAAGAGAAAAAACACAAAAGUGCAAUGUCAGAAGAGCUUCUUCCCCAGGGGGAAAAUGCAGAUACUAUGACUGAGGAGGAUGAAGAACAAGAGAUGCUGGCUUCAAUGCUGGGUCUUCGAACAUUUAAACAGCCAUUGGCUCCAGAAGAAGAGGUGAACUUGACUGCCAUUGCCUUCCAGAAUGAUACUUCUGGCAGCAGCUCUACAAAUGAUACUGGAACCUCUGGGAGCUCACAUCUGGUGUUCACAAACCACAGUGAUAUUUUGCUUAGUGAUAAAGUGCUGGAUAUUCAAAAUACCACUCCUUAUCCAAAUGCAGUUGAGUCCCUUCAUCCCACUUACACAUCUUUUGCAGGAGAGAUUUUGCUUUCAGAUUUUCCUGGGUCAGUUAGCCCCUUGUCAUCUGAGCAAGGCCAAAGUGACCAUGAAGUGAAUGCUACUCAGACUUCAGAGACUUAUAGUCAAACACUCCAAGCCACACAUUUGAGAAUGGAUAAGGGAGUCCACAAUGAAGAUGCAGAAUUAUUGGUUGAUGGAGAGAACAGCUCCAAGCUCACUUUUGCAGUAACCUCUUCAGUGAAGAAGCAAGAAGAAAGUGCAGUUGAAAUGGAUGGAAAGAGUGAAAAGCAAGUUCUGACACUAGCCGUCUUGCAUGCCCUUAAAGAAAUGCAGGCUUUGCUGCUUUAUGUACAACAAAAGAGAAAUCUUUCUGCUUUAGACAAUGUCACUUCAUAUAGUCCAUUUCUUGCUGUUCCCACUGCAGAAAAUGAUAAUUUAUAUGACAUAGAUUAUGAUAACUUUUCAUACUCUUAUGAAGUAGAUAAAGAGAAAGCAAAUACUGAAUCUCCUAUACCUUCAACUAAUUUAACUUUGGCUGUGGGAGAAACAAUGAAAAACCACAGUUCAGAACCACUACAAACUCAUAAACUGGAGCUAUCAAAUGUUCAGCAGUAUGGGAAUUUGUCUUUAGAUAGUGUGUUAGACAGCUUCAUUUCUACUGUCAGUCCAAAGACUGCUAAGAGUUUGAAAAACUCACCACAUCAGAAACAGAAAUGUACCCCCAGAAGGAAAGAUUAUAAAUUGAAUGUUGCCUCUGGGAAAAAGAACUACAAUUCACAAACAGAUCUUAUGAAGAAUGCAGACAAUAAAUUUCAGAACAGCUCCAGCAAUUCCACCGAGCCUUUAGAAAAAGCCACAAUCCUUAAUAAGGAAGGAUCAGCAAAAAAUGGCUCCUAUGUUGAAUUAGACCAACCAGAAAAAAGCAACAAGUACGGAAAGGGAAAUGAGAGGUGUGCUGUUAGAUCAUUUGGAACUUUCCUGACAGCCCGACGAAAGAAAAAAAAUCCCGGUAACUUCUUAGGACCAAGAAGCUCCAAAUCUGUAGUGCCCCCUGGACAACUCAACAACACCCAAUCCUCCAUUAAAGCCAACCACACAGUCCUGAAAGAGGCUACUUACACUGUGGCACAAAACCAGUUUAAACCAAUGGUCAGAAUAGGUCUUCCAGUUGGAAAUGGAGACUAUCAUGAAUAUGAAAUAGACGACACAGACUAUGAGCAGAGUAGCAGUGGUUCAUUUGAAUAUCUGAAAGUACGCUAUGAUGACCCAUAUUCCAUGGAUCCCCGACUUGACACUCAAUCAAUGCGGAACCCUGAAGCUAUAGCUGGUCGGUACCUACGUACUGCUAACACAGGAAACCUAAGAAGAUACUUCAUUGCGGCUGAAGAAGUUUUGUGGGACUAUGUACCAUCGACUAAAAGUACCAAGAAAAGUGCUUCAGCCAGGACAGUGUACAAAAAAGCGAUUUUCCGAAGUUAUGUGGAUGGAACUUUCAAGACACCUGUCAGUAGAGGGGAAUAUGAAGAGCACCUUGGCAUCCUUGGUCCUGUCAUUAGAGCUGAGGAGGCUGACGUCAUCCAGGUUUAUUUUAAAAAUCUGGCCUCCAGACCAUAUUCUCUCCAUGCCCAUGGGCUUUACUAUGAGAAAUCUUCAGAGGGAAGAAGCUAUGAUGAUAUGUCUCCAGAAUUGUUCAAAAAAGAUGAUGCCAUCAUGCCCAAUGAAACCUAUACAUAUGUUUGGUAUGCCUCAAAACGAUCAGGGCCUGUCCAAGAUAAGAGAGCAUGUAGAUCUUGGGCCUAUUACUCAGCUGUAAACGCGGAAAGAGACAUUAACUCUGGCUUGAUUGGGCCAAUUUUGAUCUGUCAAAAAGGGAUGCUUGAUGAGUAUAACAUGCUGAAAAACGUGAGAGCAUUUGUCCUGCUUUUUAUGACCUUUAAUGAAGAAAAAAGCUGGUAUUUUGAUGAACACAUCAAAAGGACCCAUGCUAAGAAAUCCUCCAUAGUCCUACAGCAACAUAAAUUUCCUGCGAUUAAUGGGAUCCAAUACCAGUUGCAGGGUUUGCUCAUGUAUACGGAUGAGGUGGUCCAGUGGCAUUUGCUGAACAUGGGUGGCCCCCAAGACAUUCAUGUCAUUAAUUUCCAUGGUCAGACAUUCACAGAACAGGGAAUGGAAGAUCAUCAACUUGGUGUCUACCCUCUGCUUUCUGGUUCAUUCACUACUGUUGAAAUGACACCAUCAAAAGCUGGUGUGUGGCUUUUAGAAACUGAAGUCAGUGAAUAUGAAGAAGCAGGAAUGCAGGCGUCCUUUACUGUUAUAGAUAAAGAGUGCAGGUUACCUUUGGGCCUGGCAAAUGGCAUUAUACAAGACUCACAAAUCAGUGCUUCAGAUCACAUAGGAUACUGGGAGCCUAAAUUGGCAAGAUUAAAUAAUGCUGGAAAGUACAAUGCUUGGAGUAUUGAGAAGAAAAAUAAUCAUCCAUGGAUCCAGGUUGACCUGCAAAAGCAAGUUCUAAUCACAGGUAUUCAGACCCAGGGAGCCAAGCAACUAAUGAGAUUCCUGUAUACAAAGGAAUAUUUUGUGAGCUACAGCAAAGAUGGGACAAAAUGGAUCACUUUUAAAGGGAACUACACGGGGGCAUACAAGCCUUUUGCAGGUAAUUCAGAUGCUCAUGGAAUAAAAGAAAAUCAGAUUGAUCCUCCGAUAGCUGCUAGAUACAUUAGGGUGUAUCCUACCAAGUUUUUUAACAGGGCUACCCUUCGCAUGGAACUCCUGGGUUGUGAAACAGAGGCAUGCUUUGUGCCACUGGGCAUGGAAACGGGGGCUAUCACAAAUGAACAGAUUACAGCGUCUUCCUUCAAGAGGACUUGGUGGAGUUCCUGGAAGCCGUCUCUUGCCCGUCUGAACCUUAGAGGGCAGACAAAUGCCUGGCAAGCAAAGUCAAACAACCAGCACCAGUGGCUACAGAUUGAUCUCCUUCAACCUAAGAAGAUAACAGGCAUUGCAACACAAGGAGCUAAAUCGAUGACUACUGAAAUGUUUGUGAAAACGUUUUCCAUCCUUUACAGUGAUGAUGGUUCAGAAUGGAAGUCUUACAUGGAUGACUCAAAGUCCUCGGAAAAGGUCUUUACAGCAAAUAUCAACAGUCAUGGGCAGGUGAAAAACUACUUCAAACCACCCAUAGUUUCUGGGUUCAUUCGUGUCAUUCCUAAAACAUGGAAUCAGAGUAUUGCACUUCGUGUAGAACUCUUUGGCUGUGAUGUUCAUUAGGGACUGGAGAGAAAACUUGCUGAAUCAAGAAGCCCCACACUUUUAAACUUGUUCUAACCAACUCAGUUUUACAAGAAAAACAAAACAAGUAUCAGAUAAAACUCUUGUUAGCUUGAGGAUGUUGUACAUAUCUAAGGCACUUUCAGUUGUAGAUUUGAAAUAGCUUUGAAAAUAUCAAUUAAGGGUAUGAUUCUGUAAAUGUUUAAACAGGAAAAAGGCCUGAAACUCACAGUAUUCCCCAGCUAGGUCUGAUCCCUAAAAGACAUUAUUGUAAUAGGAUUACAUAAAACAAACAAGCAACUAUAUUUGCCAUUUUCACUAUGAAUUUAUACUGUAACAUUCCUUAAUGUAUAUCUUAAUGAAUGUAUAUCUUGCCAUCUUAAUAUGCAAAUAAAAAUUAGACUACCUGAUGAAAGACUGAAAUAUCAGCAGCAAUUCGGUUAGGGGAAUGUACAACUUGAUGGCAAUGU
This is a messenger RNA of Varanus komodoensis (Komodo dragon), 6278 nucleotides long. RefSeq names its product coagulation factor V (gene F5). The record is from RefSeq and is a predicted model, not a curated record. The coding region runs from base 61 to 5808 and encodes 1915 amino acids. Lineage: Eukaryota; Metazoa; Chordata; Lepidosauria; Squamata; Varanidae. Gene Ontology annotation, molecular function: oxidoreductase activity; copper ion binding. The transcript is spliced from 25 exons.